Molecule: messenger RNA, 1018 nt
Organism: Labrus bergylta (ballan wrasse)
Lineage: Eukaryota; Metazoa; Chordata; Actinopteri; Labriformes; Labridae
Source: RefSeq, a predicted model, not a curated record
UUGUGUGUGCAUGUGUGUGCAUUUCUUCCCCCUGACAUUAAGAAGGAAAGCGAGUGAGUAUUCUUUCUCUGAGCUUGUGAAUGGCUGUCCUGAGCUGUUUGAGACGUUUUGCCUGACUGAAAAGUGGAGGUGGAGGUGAAUUAAGCUGUGGAGAAUCACAGGAUUUUGGUUACCAUGGGAUGUUGUUGGACACCCUUCAUCCUGGCCUGGUUUUCAAUAGCAACCCCCACACUCUGCCAAAGUGGAGAUUGGGGUUCGGGCUUUGACAUCUCCCCUGAGGUAACGGCCAGCAAUGACACAUCGCAGGCAGCAGGUGAUGAGCCUGUGAGGAUGAGAAACAACCAGGACUGGAUCACAUCAGCUGCUUUCUCACCAUCACCAUCACCCUCACCUUCAACUACACUGCAGUACGAGCAUCAACCGGAUAAGUGCUCGGUGUACUUCAACACUGAUCCAGCUGUAGCUCGAAGGCUCAAGGCCCAGAAAGAGCAUCUGGCCUAUCUGCAGGCCAUCCAGCACGGAAACAAGGCAGUGAUGGAGAACCUGGAGCAGUUUGUUGGGGCAGAGCUGGGAGAUCAGAACUACGAAGACGUGAUAAAGGAGAAUAUCAUCGGCAUACAAGAGGACCAGAAGAGCUGCCACGAGGUGGUAGAGAAAGCUGAAGAAGAUCUAGAAAAACAGCUGGAGGGGGAGGAGUCGGGGGCUCUCUCAGGCAUGCAGAAAAUCCGAGAGGAGUCCUUGGCCUUUGACGACAUGCUCCGUGCUGCAGCAGACAUCGCCAACAGGCUGGAGGUCUCAUCGCAGGCCCUGCAUGCUGUGUUCACCAAGCAGCUGAAAGACAUCGCAAAAAUACACCGCUAAGAAAUACUUCAAAAGACUUUGUGCCCUGCUCACGACAUCAUACAACAAGUGGGGGAUGUUUGGUGUCCUGUGUGACACCUAUGUUAGCACUUUGGGCUCCAUGUUGUUAUGUAUGAAAGGUGCUGUAUAAAUAAAGCUGAGUUAUGUUAAAACAACA